AUGGAGAACCAGGAAAAGCGCGCCAAGCUGACGGCAGUGGACGCUGCUGAUGACGAUGAUGGCGCUGUGGAGGUGAAGCAGCAGGAGAGGGGAGCAGCAAAGGCAGCAAAGGCGAGAGGGGUGAAGUUUCAGCUGGACGAGGAGCAGGAAGCGCGGGAGAUUGAGAAGCAGCGACGAGCGGCUAUUCAGAAACAGUACCAGGAGGCCUCAGCCACCGAGGACGAGGAGCAACUGGGGCCAUGGCUGUCCUGGGCAGACCAGGCCAUCAACGUCACGCUUGUCUCGAGCUCCAAGACGCUGAGCAAGGAUGUGGAAGUGGCUGCAUACCAUCCGGAGUUUACGCAUCAAGUCAUCGGAGAAACGGAGAAGAUCUAUGGCUACGAGGACUUGCAGGUUGAGGUCAUGUACAGCGCCGGCGCGCUCUCGUCUUACGUUGGCAUCGACUACGAGGACCGGGUGGACAACGAAGACAAGGACGCAGAGCCGGACAAUGUGAUCAAGUCCAUCAUCGACUGGAUGCCACCAACGUGCACGACUGACAGAAGCAAGUUCCUGCAGCAGUGCGAUGCAGACAGGAAGGCAUUCAAGCCCGUUGGCGACGUGGUCUUUGAAGGGAAAGGCAAGCAGGACGAAACGCUGCAGGUGUACCUGGCGAGUGCGGACACGAGCGGAUUUGUGGACUAUCACUCCCGUGCACAGACGCUGGCGGUGUGGAGCAUUGAGCAGGCCACGUGGCUCGACCUCACAGACACCAACUGGCGCGUCUUCUAUCUGUUCAAGAAGGACACGACGGAUGACGGGGACGUAUACUCGCUGCUAGGAUUCUCAACUGUGUACCGCUAUUACGUCUUCCCAGACAAGAUCAGGCCUCGCAUCAGCCAACACCUGGUGCUGCCGCCGCACCAGCGUCGCGGCUACGGGACGGUGCUGUAUGAGGCCGUGGCCGCGCACCUCCGCACACUCGACGACGUGGUGGACAUAACGGUGGAGGCACCUGUGCCUGCGUUUGAAGUCAUCCGCGACAAGAUUGACUGCAAGGAAUGCCUCAAGCUCCCGUUUGUCGCCGACUUUGAUUUUGACACCACCGGUCCACAGCCCUUUGUGGACCACGUCAGGGAGAAGCUCAAGUUGAGCAAGAAGCAAGGCCGACACGUAUACGAGCUGCUUCAUUUCCUCGCAGUCGUCAACGGAAAGGCCUCUGAGGAGACAUUCCUGCAGCGGUUGAAGGCGCGCCUGUAUCGCCCGCACCACCAUGAACUUGCGGUGAAGAACAAGUUGCGGUCAAAGCUCUCGGAACAGGAGCAGCGUCUUAUUGACCAGCAGCAACAGGCACUGAAGCUGACCAUUGAGGACCAAUCAAAGGCCGUCUGUCGCGAUUACGCAGCGAGACUCCAACCAAAGGAGUGA
Salpingoeca rosetta is the source of this 1407-nucleotide messenger RNA. RefSeq lists its product as uncharacterized. Bases 1 to 1407 code for a protein of 468 amino acids. Lineage: Eukaryota; Choanoflagellata; Craspedida; Salpingoecidae. Gene Ontology annotation, biological process: subtelomeric heterochromatin formation. Gene Ontology annotation, cellular component: nucleus. The transcript has 13 exons. Gene Ontology annotation, molecular function: histone binding; histone H4 acetyltransferase activity. The record is from RefSeq and is a predicted model, not a curated record.